CCCUUCGAUUUACAACGCUCCUCCUACUCCUCGGCUCCCUAUCAUGCGCUAUUUUGGCAACGUGAGUACGCAUGGAGCUCCCAGCACCUCCAGUCUCCUUUACGCACCGGCUACGCGCGCACGGACCCUACAAUCGCCGCAUCCGCAGCUCCCGAACACUUCUGGUGGACUAAUAUGACAGAAGUGGAUCUAAAGGUGUGAUAGAGGUGAAGCUGAAGCACUCCUGUCUUUUUUUUUUCUUUUUUGGGCGGUGUGGGGGGCUUGUUUCCCCCCCGCUACCGCGCAGUCAGCGAUGGAUGUCUUGGCGAACCACAGCAUCUUUCAGGAACUUCAGCUGGUCCACGACACCGGCUACUUCUCCGCCAUGCCGUCGCUGGAGGAGAACUGGCAGCAGACCUGUUUGGAGUUGGAACGCUACCUGCAGACGGAGCCCAAGCGUCUGUCAGAGCUCUUUGAUCAAGACUUGGACGGUCUUCUCACUCCUGCUUACCUGAAGGAGGAUGGAGAUGAAGAAUUGGCGGACUCUCUGCUGCCAAGCCUGCCCGGCCUCGCUGAACCUCCAAGCCCCCUUCCGGCACACCUGUUCUCAAAACGGAAGAUCUCUCCCUCUGGCACGACCAGGGAACUUAAACCCAAAGGACAGGUGCACGAGAACGUAGAAGGGAUGGAGGGCGUCCACCAGGCUCAGUUGAGCGCAGUCACCUCCCUAACUCCGCCGUCGUCGCCAGAGUUAGGCCGGCACCUCGUCAAACCCAACCAGACGCUGACGGCCUCCGCCGACGGGACGCUCACUUUGAAGCUGGUCGCCAGGAAGGUGGGGCUCGGCACCGCCCGGCUGGUGGCGGGGCAUACGCUCCCAGUCCGGAUGAAGGAGGAAGAGGAUGGGGCCGCGUACGCAAUCGGGGUCGGAGAGCUACCAGAGAACAAAAAGAGAGUCCACCGCUGCCAGUUCAACGGCUGCAGAAAGGUGUACACCAAAAGCUCCCACCUAAAGGCCCAUCAGAGGACACACACAGGUGAGAAGCCAUACAAGUGCUCAUGGGAGGGCUGCGAGUGGCGAUUCGCAAGGAGCGACGAGCUGACGAGGCACUACCGCAAACACACAGGCGCCAAGCCUUUCAAGUGCAACCACUGCGACAGGUGCUUCUCGCGGUCGGAUCACUUGGCGCUGCACAUGAAGAGGCACAUUUGAGGCGUUCGGGGGAGGGACCGGAGGAACAGAGGAAGAGGACGGCGUGGAAUGGACGACAGACAGAAGGCGGAGUCAGAGCAAAACUAUUCGGAGACACGCUGAUCCGAAGUGGCUAUCCACCAAUCUCCAUCAUUUCCACGAUGAUGGCUUUGCAACCGUUCACUGUUGGCAUGGACGGUACAGACGCUACCUUUACGUGCGGAUUCUUUGUGGCGGCCCCUUCUGAAAAAGAUCGAGCACCAGUGCGAACUCUAAACCGGACCAGCUGUACAGUCAAUUUUAUCAACAAGGAGCUGUUUGAAGACUCAAGAUUUCUUCCUAUAAAGUUCUUAAGACGACAGUACAACUUAGACAAAUGGGAUUGCUCGUUUCAGACUUAACUUUAGCUCAUCUGCGGGUUUAUUUUCUGUCAUCCUGGAUCAAUGGUAAAAUAACAUCCCAUCAACUGACCUUUUUCGCAUCGGCCAAUUGGAUCCACUUACAAAUCCUUCUGGUUUGAUUACUUUGGAGCGUUUGUUUGAAUGGAGCUUUAGAAUGGAUUUCUGGAAGACUUGGGAGAAGGAACACACGGCAGAGACUGAUUGAGGUCAUCGAGGGGGCUAGCUUACUUUACGAUCAUCAUCUAUCGAGACUAAUUAACCGACUACGGGGAAGACUCCUGGAAUUGGUAAAAAGAAAGGCAGCUCUGAAAACUUUUUUUUUUUUUUAACCUCUGGUAUCUUAGCUAUUAUGAAUUGUCAAAAAAUGAAUGGUUGCACAAUUGCCUCUUUUGCAAAGGUUUUGUAAAAAUGUGCCGCUGUCUGAAAUACGGCACCGGAUUGUGGACGACCACACGCACAAAGACAAAGCAGCUAGUUUACUGCGAUAGCACACCAAACACAACCAAUAUCACUAACAAGAAGAAAAAAAAAAUAGUUGCUGUAUUUUGAAGAUUGACUUUGUUGGGGGGGGGGGGGGGGGGGGGGGGGAUGGAUGCAGCCAAAAAGAAAGAUAAGGGGUUGCCUGAAAAUGAUCUCUUUGGCCUUUUAGAGUGAUUGGCACCAAAUGAGCCGCUGGACUAAGAUGGUCCGACCCACGUCGCACAUCCAUGCCGAUCUCUUCCAACGUCUGACUUACUAUCCAGAAAGAAAACGGAAAAAAAAACACAUUUAAAAGUUUUCCGGUGUGGCCCGGUGAACUUUCCCGCUGACUUACGGAUUAACGCGUCCAUAUAUGGAAUCUGACCCUGCUGGAAGCACACGAGAAAGCACGUUCAAUCAAUUUGGGUCACCAGUGAAAAUUAGUAUGAAUGUACAUUCAUGGACACGUUGCCAGAUCCAUGAAAACACUAAAAAUGGUCAUUGAAAUCAUGCCAAACGCCAUUUGUGAUUUUACACAAGUAAGACAAAUGAUUGGAGUCUGCUCAGAAGCUGUGGGCUUUUGACAGUUUGUGGGUCCUGAAUGGACUAGCAUGAGAGAAGAUAUCCUAGUGGGUGGCUGAAAUGUUUUGGGAGGGGAGGACAGAUCUGCUCAGUCAGCAAUGAUAACUGCCCCAUCAGCUCAUGUAACUGCAGCACAGUGAAACCCACUCGCACAAAGAGCCACAUACAAACAAACCCGUCAGGAAAACUGGAGUUGACCUGACUUUUUGUUGGACAGAACAAAUAUCCAAUGCCACAUGGACAUUUAGGAUGAACAUCCAAGUGAACAAGUGUCAAAAAAAGGCAGCUUGGACAAGAACCGAUUGAUGGAUUUAUCUGUGAACAGCAACACAAGGUGUUUUUGUUUUAAAGCUAAAAAGCGGUCUGGUUUUAAGAUAUGAAGAUAACCGGUUUUUAUUUCAGAGGGAUGUUACUAUUUCAAUUUACUGUACAAAGAAAAUCCUAUCUACAGUCAAUUUGUCUACAACUCUACAAGAACCUCCUUUAUCAUGGACUGGUUUGCAUAAAUGAUACAUUUACUCCAUCAAAACCACACUGUUGCCAGAGUAAGAAAAAAAUUGCACCUUAAAGCUACGUACACCCUGGGUUUGCUACCUGAUACUAGCGCAUGUCCUCACAGUUGUAAGAGGCUUGGUGUAAAAUAUUGGAGCGGUGCAAAUGUCGUGAAUCUUGCUCCAGGCCCGAUUGAUACUUCCAUUGCUACCCAUUUGUCACUACUCAAUCAGAGUCCUUGAUUAGUCAACGUCCAUCUGGUAUAACCUGAAAACAGACUUAAAAACUUGUGUAGCGACACGUGAACGCAAGAGCUUUGAAUGGGGAAGACCGAAACACUCAUUUCCAUGGAAGGAGUCGCUCAAACACGUGUUUCCGAGCCCAGUGUGAACGUAGCAUUAGACAUAUUGGAACAUUGGGUCUUGCCAGGUUUGUUGGUAAGCACAAAAAUAUGCCAACCAUUAAAGCAUUGAAAACAUAAAAAAGCUUGACAGUAAAGAUUAUUUAACCCAACAAAACUGAUUCAAGGUUUAGACAGUGAUUGUACCCAAUUGUAGAUUAGGUCCUAUGAACAGGUGGUCAUGACAUCGUUUAAACAAAAAACGUUGUGUAAUGUCUUUUAUGACAUUACACAACUGGAUUCUUACGGCACUCAACAAUAGAAAUGCAUAAGCUUAACUAACUCAAAAUAACAAUAACAGUGAAAGACAUUAUUGAAGGAACCAAUACACUAUAUAACGUGAUUACUAUUGAAAAUACAUUUUUAAAAUGAUUUAAUGUUUUGUUUGUGAUUGUUUCCAACUGUAUUCCUGAAUCUAUUCUGGUUGGCUAGGUUCAGGAAUACAGUUGAAUCUAGCGAACACUAUUUGGUUUUAGGAAUAUAGUUAACUAGGUUCUGGUUGACUAUAUUCCUAAACCUAGCCAACCAGAACAGUCAUUCACGACUGGAUUCCUAAAACAUUUAACAAUAUAUAUUGCUUAGCAUAACAAACGUUGCUAAAUCAAUUCGAAGUCUGGAUAGUGAUUGUACCAACUACACUCUUAAACAUAUACAAUCAGAUUAGGUCCUAGAGACAUGUCCUUAUGACACUGUUUAACAUAAAACAGUCAAUUAUAACUCUACACAACUGGAUUACCAAGGAAUUUAACAAUAGAAAUUCAAAAACAACAAUAAAUUGGUUAGGAUUAGGACAGUGUAAGACACUAUUGAAAAACGUAUCAAUCUAUUUAACUUGAUUCCUGAAAAUAUUCAACCGAUUUAGGAUCGAAAAGACUUUUUACCCCUACGAUAAAGAUUCCAAAAAUAACAAAACCAAUUCAAGUUUUGGAUAGUGGUUGUACCUAACUACAUCUAAACCUUGCCAACCAGAUUAGGUUGGAUAGGGUUACCAUGGUAUUUAACGGUAGAAAUUCAUAAAACAAACUUGGUUAGGAUUAGGACAUUGAAAGACAACAUUUUCAACUCCAAUAAACCAGAUUCCUAAAUUUAAGACAUUUCCAAACUUGACGACAACCCAACAAAACCAAUUUGAGGUAUGGAUAGUUAUUGUUUGUAACAGGAAACGAAUUUUGGUUAACUCGUAUAACAUUCAACCACUUUACAAUAAAAAAGACAUUUUUACAUUGUUGAUGAAGAUUCCAAAACCUAACGAAAUCAAUUCAAGGUUUGGAUAGUGAUCUUACCCAACUGUGUUUCUAAACCUAGCCAAUCUGUUUAGGUCAUGUUCUUAUGACGUCACUUAACAAAAACAGUCUUUCUUAACUCCACAAAACUGGAUUACCCGGGGAGUUUAAUGAUAUAAUUUCAUAAGCAUAACUAACCAGGUUAGGAUUAGGACAGUGAAACACACUCACAAAGACAACAUUUCCAACUCCAAUAAACCAGAUAGUUGCAACCUAGUCGAUAAUCUAACAAAACUAAUCUAGGGCUUUGAUGGAGGCUCUAACCAACUGUAGUCCCAACCAGAUUAAGGUUACGUAAAGCUGUUAAUAACUCCCAACACUUCUAUGGCAAACCAGCUGGAUGCAAUCAAACAUCUUACUCUGGCGACUAGGUCUAUGAAACAUAAAUCCAAGUUGGCUUCUGUCUUUUUUUUUUUGUUGUUUGUUAUAGUUGUUAUGGUUGAAGCAUUUCAUCAACUGUUGAUUUACGGUCAGGAUGACAAACAUCGCUGAUGGCGAUCCAAGCUGUAAAAGAAGUAAUCAGCACAACAAACACCGGAGAUUGGCGUUACGGAUAGGCGUGCUGGACUGCUCUCCUUUUCCCCGCUUGGCCCGAUUCUCCACCUGGAAGGGAGACGAGACAGCAAGGAGCUUUUUAACUUGUGCGUGGAACAACCGCUUCCUCGAUGGCAGCUCUACAUGUGCAUUUCAGUAUUCGAUUGAGGCACUCUCCCGUCAAAACUAAACUGAUAUGAAUGUGUAAAAAACACAAAGCUUUUUUAGUGUUCGCCCCCCAUCUCCCCCAUGUUCCAUAUCAAUCAAGAACAGCUGCGGAUUUUAGACGGAAACAUUAAAUGUGUUGUUCUUCAUGUUCAUUUUCACUUGAAACAGUGGAGGGGAAAAGGAAAAAAAAACACACACACAACAAGACAGUUUAGGAUUUAGUCGGACUUUUUCUUGGGAGAUAAAAACAAAAGUGUUUUGUUUUUUGUUUUUUAUGUGUUCUCCAGGAGCUCAAGAAACUUGUGAAUGUUUUUCCUGGGAAGGUUUGUUUCAUGUCGUCUCUGAGGAUUGAGUUCAUCUUAAUGAAUGAUUGUCGAUUCUGCUGUGCCUGUGCGUUCCUUGUCUGUUUGUAUUUUGCACUCUGAAUUUUUUUGUAAAAAAAAACAACAAAAAUGAAAAAAAAGCAGAAAAAAGAAAAGAUCACUUGCAUAUCUAACGUUUUUUUUUUUUUUCUUAUUUUUUUCAAGCCUCCUGUUUAGCCGUUUAUGUAUGCGUCUGUCACGCGUAGAUCGGAUGUCCGAGCCGAGCGGCGUGCAUGCAGACAGACUGGCGCACGGACACGAUCGGGAAUAUUCGGUGUUUUCCACCUUGGUGGGAGUCAGACUCAUCAAAAAAAGGAAGAGAAGGGGGAGGGAAGGGGGAGCCUGCAUUACUAUGUGUGACACCACCUCUGCUUCCACUAGGUCUGAAUUUUAAAUCAAACGCACCCCCAACGCGCACACACAAGCCACCUUUUUUCUACCAGCAUCCUCUCCUCCUCCACGGCCCCCCCCCCUUCCAUUUUCUCAGAUAUGGCCCUCUUUCAACUCCUCUCAAAAUGUCCCAAUCCUUCCCCACCAACCCCCCACCUCCGGUUCGACACCCCUUUUCCUCUGUUGUCCUUCUGCUUUUCAUUCUCUGUACAAAGUGUUGCAGAUUUAUCAUUUGUAUAUUAUGAUGUAUGGGUACAAUAAUGUUCUUUAUUAUGGAAAAAUGAGAAAAAUUUAUUUUUGUUACCGGUUUGUUUCAUAAUUCCUUUUUUAAAUUGGUAUUGUAAUAUCUCUAUGCAAGGAAACUGUCCGUUAAAUCGUUUUUAUUUAAGAAUGUAAUUAUGUGUAAUAAAUGGUAGAAGCAGUUGG
This is a messenger RNA of Oryzias latipes (Japanese medaka), 6668 nucleotides long. RefSeq names its product Kruppel-like factor 7a (gene klf7a). Gene Ontology annotation, molecular function: DNA-binding transcription factor activity, RNA polymerase II-specific; RNA polymerase II cis-regulatory region sequence-specific DNA binding. Gene Ontology annotation, biological process: regulation of transcription by RNA polymerase II. NCBI's taxonomy places the organism in Eukaryota, Metazoa, Chordata, Actinopteri, Beloniformes, Adrianichthyidae. The record is from RefSeq and is a predicted model, not a curated record.